AUGAGAUUCGUAGAAAUGGUAUUAGGAAUCCCCAAGAUCUGGAUGGAUUUAUUAAUUUCUUGCCUUGCUUCAUUGAACCUUAAAAUUUUGAAUUCAACUAGUCUAAGGUUGGGUUUGGGAAAAAAUGAUGAACACUCGAAAUACUUGAUUGAAGCUACUGAUAAUACAUCUGAUAAUGACUUUGACUCCCAAGGUGAGACAUCUGAAAUGAUCCUAGAUGACACUUCAGGCUAUUUUAUGCUCCAACCAGAAGAGUUGCUAAAGAAUCGUGAAUUUCUACUUCAUAACAAUAACAACCUUGUGAGACAAAUUUCCCAGGAAGCUUGGGACAAGAUUGCUUUUCCGGCAGAGGUUUUGGACUUAUUAUUUGCUAAAUUUAUUGCCAUUUUUUCUAUUCUAUUGUUUUCUUUAGGAUUGGGAUUUUCAUUAUCAUUGUUGUUUAGAUGGCUACAACCCGAAGGUAAUAUUAAGUGUAAUAAGAGAAGAGCGAAGAAUGAAGUAGCAACACAUAUUCAAAGUGAAUUAGAUCAUAGAGUUGACUGUGAUGUAAAUCUACGGGGAAUAAGUCUAAGAUCUGAGAAUACGUCCAAAAACAAUCAGAAGUACACAACACCCCAUAACGAAAGCCAAGCAUCUAAUGCUGCAGAGUACUCGGAUACUACAGUAGAAAUUAGAAGCACUCCGUUUUUCCAUGACCAUAUUCCUGAGUUUCCAAGGUCAGUUUUGAGGGACAUAACGAAUAUGAGGGAUUCUCAAAAAAUUAAAAGUUGCAAAAAAAAUGAGAAGUUUUUAUCCCAAAUUGUGCCAUUUACCACAAGAAACAAUUCUAAUGACGAAAACUUUAUUCAAGGCGAUUUCUCCUCAUUAAGAGUCCCAGAUAUGAACUCCGACUUGGAAAUUAUGAUUGCAGGAAUUUGUGUGUCAAAUAUUCGACCAAAAACUCAGACUCGAAGCGUGUCGUCAUAUAUAGACCAAAGUCAAAAUUUGCAUAGAAUCAACUACAGUAAACCUAAUUCAAGCAUAUCUGAUGAGUUGAAAAGGAAUCCUUUACUGACAUCAGAUCUACUUACCGAACCAGCAGCUCGUUUACAGAAUGUUGAUGCUGAAUCGAGGGAAAAUGUGUAUAAUGAUACCAGAGAAGACUCAGCUGGUGAGACAGAAAAUUCACAGCAUCAUUCAUAUACUAAGAAGAAAAGUACGAAAAGAGAUAUUUACGUAAAUGAUAUCUCUCUCAACAAGACAGAGGACUUAAACAGGGAUCAGCAACCUGAGAUAUCAGUCUUCGCAACCCACCCGUUAACAAAAGAAAACCAACCAAUUGAAAUAUUGCAUUUGAGUUCGAAUAAAGAGAAUCAGGUGGAGCACAACGCGAACACAUCAAUAAGUAAGAAUAAUCGAAAUUUGGAAGAGCCUGUUUCAAAAUUUGUCCUCAAUAAACAAAUUCUCAAAUUGUUAGAAGACGAAUGUUCUAAAUCAAGCGAAUACUUUGACAACGAACCGCAAAAUGCUAUAAAUUUUGCUGAACUCGAUGAUUAUUUAACCUCAAUGAUUGAAGACUUCGAUAGAUCAGAUUCGCUCGUUGAAAAUCGAAUUGAGGAGCAGCUUGAAAGUAUCAAGAGAGAAGACGAGAAUCUGUUCAGUAUAAUCAUUAUAUUCAGAUUCAUAUUAUCUAACGAUGUCAAAGAUGAUCAGAUAGCUUUGAAAGAGAUCUUUAGGAUGCACAAAUAUUUGACAGGUCAGUACAUGCCUGAUUUCCUCAAGAUGAUUAACAAAGACAAGCAAUCAUUCACAAAGUCACUUUUAUUAUUAAUUCGUGAUUACUUAACUUUCUUAGAAUCAAAUGAAGUGUCAGCUUUAGAAUAUAAGGUUUAUCUUAAAUCUUUGCUUAAUCUUUUAGGUCUCGAUGACAAAAUGAACAGUAUGCUAUCAGAAUGUUUGUAUGAAAUCGUUAUUGCUUUAGACACCAGAAUGCUUGAGAGAAUUUUUUUUCCAAUAGUUGAGGAAAUUAAAAAUGAAAGAUUCGAUUAUAAAACGUACGAGGUACUAAUGGGAUGUCUAAAAUAUUAUCUUUGUUUCAAUAAAGUAAUAGUGACUGAGCAACUCAUUGACCAUCCUGAGGAGAACAAAAUCAAAACCUGUGGCUAUCAAAUCAUUUUACAUGUAAAUCAAUUGAUUGCCAAGAUAGUUGAGCAUAUAAAAGCUCCCAGAAUAACAAGGAUAUUUCAUUCAGAUCAUAAAAGAUUGAAGAUUCCUGCGUCGCACAAUUCUUUGAUACAGGAACUAACUGACACCUAUCUUGUCAUUGUUGAGGUUUUCAUUAAUAAUGACAAAGUUCCCCCUUCAAUACAAUAUGAGUUGCUUACAACCUUUAUAACACAAACGUACAAACAAAUUCAAAUUUUAGUCGAAACAGAUACGAGAGUUUUAGAUCCUCCAAUAUUACGAGAGUUACAAAUCAGUUAUGAUAUUAAAUGA
Messenger RNA from Priceomyces carsonii, 2475 nucleotides. RefSeq lists its product as uncharacterized. Bases 1 to 2475 code for a protein of 824 amino acids. The transcript has a single exon. Lineage: Eukaryota; Fungi; Ascomycota; Pichiomycetes; Serinales; Debaryomycetaceae. The record is from RefSeq and is a predicted model, not a curated record.